UUUGCAAAAGGAAAAGAUCUAGCGGAAGAAAAGCCCUCUGAUCUGUACCGAACAGUGUUUACUCUGCAAGUCGCUGCCUCGCCCAUUUUGUCCGCGGCCGAAGCUCGCUCGGCGCUGCCGCCGAUCUCCAUAGUGACGGUGCGGGUGCCCGGAUCUGGUGAUGUCGGCUGUCAGCACAAUGGCGGCGGAGGAGGACCCCGCGGUGACCGAGGAGAGCUGCGAGAUAACGCAGCAUGUAGCCGAGUUCAUUGAGAAAGAGUUGGGAAACGACCCCAAAUCUUUAAAGAAACUCUCCCAAAUAACAGAGGAGCUAGCGCUGUACAAAAAAACUCUGGAGGAGCAGGUUCUUACUGUCUCAUCUGAAGUGCCCAAAAAAAUUGAAAAUGCUUUCAAGAAUGCUGAAAACUCCAAGAAGUUGCUAAAUGGCAUAAUUAAGAAAGAGGCAAUCUUAGCUGAGUCUAUCAACAAUCAUUUAGUUACUGCCCAGCCAUUGAUCGAAGAACUGAAUGUAUUGAUUGGACAGAUUGAAGAGAUUGAGCGACACCUUUGGUACUUGAAAUGGAUUUCCCAAAUAGAAGAGUUAAGCGACUGCAUUCAGCAGCACCUAAUGACAAAUAGUGUCUCAGAUGCUGCCAAUACCCUGGUAUCCAUGGCAGAAUUAGAUAUAAAGCUUCAAGAGUCAUCUUGUACUCAUCUGCUCAAUUUUAUAAGAUCCACUGUCAAAUUCUGGCACAAAAUUCUCAAGGACCGAUUGACUAAUGAUUUUGAAGAAGUCUUAAAGCAAUUGCAUUGGCCUUUAAUUGGACCCCAGCAAGUGCAGGCUCCUGCACUGGCAUCAGUGGCAAAUUCAACAGAACUUUACAACAACCUAGAAACAUUAUUCAUUCAACUCCUUAAGUUGCAGACAUCAGAUGAACUAAUAACUAAGCCAAAGCAGUUGCCAGAGAAGUAUGAUAUCCCACUAUCCGUGCCCAUUGCAAUUCCUAUUCAGCUUAUGCUGCUACCACUACAGAAGAGAUUUAAAUAUCACUUUUCUGGCAACAGACAAACGAAUAUGCUAAACAAGCCAGAGUGGUACCUAACACAGGUGUUGAUGUGGAUUGGAAACCACACCAAGUUUUUUGAACAGAAAAUUCAGCCCAUAAUAGAUAAAACAGGCUCUUUUUUGGAUGCGAGGCUGGAGUUCUCACGGGGUCUUGUAAUGCUGGUUUUGGAGAAGAUGUCUGCUGAUAUUCCAAGGCUCCUCUAUGAUGAUAACCUGUUUUGUCACAUGGUAGAUGAAAUAUUGUUGUUUGAAAAAGAACUGCAUAGUGCCCACGGCUAUAUUAACGGCCUCCCAUGCUGCAUGCACAUUCUCUCAGAAGAGACCUGCUUUCAGAAAUGGUUGACAGUGGAAAGAAAAUUUGCUUUAGAAAAGAUGGAUUCAGUGCUAUCUUCAGAAGCUGCAUGGACAUCCCAGUACAAGGACAUUAUGGAUGUGGAUGAGAUGAAAGCUCCAGAUUGUGCUGAAACAUUCAUGACACUUCUUUUAGUGAUUACAGACCGGUACAAGGGUCUUCCUACAGCUGGCCGUAAACUGCAGUUUUUGGAACUCCAGAAAGAGCUGAUAGAUGAUUUCAGGAUUCGUCUGACUCAAGUGAUGAAGGAAGAAACCCGUUCUCCACUAGGAUCCCGUUAUUGUGCUAUUCUAAAUGCUGUCAACUAUAUCGCAGCAGUAUUAGCAGACUGGGCAGAUAAUGUAUUCUUCCUCCAGCUUCAGCAAGCAGCAAUUGAUGCUUGUGGAGAGACCAACACUAUGACUGAGGUGCAACUUGGCCAGCUCGCAUCUCUUGAAAGCUCUGUCUUUGAUAAUAUGAUUGAUUUGCUAGAGCGGCUCCGACACGAUAUGUUGACACGACAAGUAGAGCAUGUCUUCAGAGAAGUGAAAGACAAAGCAAAAGUUUACAAGAAAGAAAGGUGGUUGUUUUUGCCAUCGCAGUCAGAUCAAGCAGUGAUGUCCUUGUCUAGUUCCGCCUGUCCACUCUUACUGACUCUACGAGAUCUAUUACUACAGUUGGAGCAGGAACUUUGCCAUUCACUUUUUAAAUCAUUUUGGCAAAUGCUUGCAGAGAAGUUGGACCUAUUCAUCUAUCAAGAUAUUAUAUUGGCAAAUCACUUCAAUGAAGGUGGAUCAGCACAGCUACAGUUUGACAUGGCACGCAAUCUUUUCCCACUGUUUGCUCACUAUUGCAAGAGACCAGAAAACUACUUCAAGCAAGUGAAAGAAGCGUGUAUCAUCCUAAACCUGAAUGUGGGUUCAGCACUAUUACUGAGAGAAGUGCUCCAGGCUACUUCUGGUACCAUGACUGAUACGACCAACAUUCAACAGCCCACAGCUAGUGCAGCUCUGAAUGAAAUUGGAAUUUAUAAACUGGCCCCGCAGGACGUUGAAAUCCUUUUGAAUCUAAGAACAAACUGGCCAAGUUCAGGCAAAUAAAUAAACAUUUUUCUCCAAAUUUAAAGAUGAAGCAGAAUAGUAAUAUAACUCUUCCCUUCUCUGCAAACAUGCAGGCUGUGCAUUGUGAAUUAAACACAAUUAUCUGGAAAAUGGAGUCUAUGUAUUUAAAUGAUGGACUAACGUGUAUAUACAUAAUCUGUUCAUUGUAAGCAGUUGCUAUUAAUUUAAAAAAUGUUUAGAUAGUUGGCUCCAAGCUUCAGAAUCUAUAAAAAUAACAUAUUAAAAACUAUUUCAAGAUCAUGAAUGUAUCCUGGAAUGACAAAAUUGGAUGUGAUAAAAUUGAUUCUCUUUUAAUAUCUGUACACAAGUAUAUUAUGGGUUAAUAUUAUGAAAUUGUGUCAGGUCCAGUUUAUAUAGCUAAGGAUGGUUAAUUAAAUCUCAAACAAUUUCAACGUGUCAUUGCCACUGCUCACUUGUUAACUGAUUAAAUCAGAUUGUCUGUUUUUACCA
Messenger RNA from Amblyraja radiata (thorny skate), 2947 nucleotides. RefSeq names its product RAD50 interactor 1 (gene rint1). The coding region runs from base 161 to 2476 and encodes 771 amino acids. NCBI's taxonomy places the organism in Eukaryota, Metazoa, Chordata, Chondrichthyes, Rajiformes, Rajidae. The record is from RefSeq and is a predicted model, not a curated record. Gene Ontology annotation, cellular component: Dsl1/NZR complex. The transcript has 13 exons. Gene Ontology annotation, biological process: endoplasmic reticulum to Golgi vesicle-mediated transport; retrograde vesicle-mediated transport, Golgi to endoplasmic reticulum; regulation of ER to Golgi vesicle-mediated transport.